Molecule: messenger RNA, 458 nt
Organism: Octopus bimaculoides (California two-spot octopus)
Lineage: Eukaryota; Metazoa; Mollusca; Cephalopoda; Octopoda; Octopodidae
Biological process (GO): lipid transport
Molecular function (GO): lipid carrier activity
Source: RefSeq, a predicted model, not a curated record
AGAAUGGCAGAAAAAUCUUGAACACACUCUACCAACAUAUGUCAUCUCAUCCUUGGACAGAAUCUUUUAGAAACAUUGGAUUAAAGGUGUAUCAACAGGCCGAGUGGGCUUUCAAUUAUUGGCAAGUGAAGGAUAACCUGUACAGCCUGAAAGACAAAACUGUCAAACACAUAAGAAAGGAGCUAAACAUGUUAGCUGAUGUCUUCUCCAAUUUUAACGUGAGGACCUUAAUAUUUGAUCCGAAGAACGGUGAAAUAGUUGUGGAAUUCUACUACAAAUCAUUGAUGAUGGCAUACAAAUAUGCAAGAUCAAUCAAACAGGUUUUAACAAGCAUCAACCACGUUGUCUCGACAUAUGUCGACAUGUUGCCAGAUUCAUACUGGAGCAUAAGUGAUAUUUACUACACUCUGAAACCUUACACCAGCCUACGCAACUGGACUCCCCCAUCUAAAUGUUAG